Messenger RNA from Stylophora pistillata, 645 nucleotides. RefSeq names its product E3 ubiquitin-protein ligase TRIM56-like. The record is from RefSeq and is a predicted model, not a curated record. Lineage: Eukaryota; Metazoa; Cnidaria; Anthozoa; Scleractinia; Pocilloporidae.
AUGGAGACGCUUCUUAAAAACCUCAAAGAAUAUGUUACAUGUUCAAUUUGUUUGGAUACUUACACCAAACCCAAGACCAUUGCUUGUCUUCAUACGUUCUGCUGUGAAUGCCUGGAGAGACAUGCACAAAAGAGAAAAAACCAAGAGCUUUAUCCAUGCCCCGAGUGUCAGGCACAAAUUCGCAUCCCUGAAGGAGAUUGUUUUGAUAAUCUGCCAAGCAGCUUUCUACACAACAGUCUGUUGAGUCUUCUCGCCGUUCAAAACAGUGGCGAAGGAAAUGAGAUCAGCUGUAGUACAUGCCAGAGGAAGAGCGCUGAGAUCAACUACUGCUUUGAAUGCGAGAAGUUUAUGUGCCCCGACUGUGUUAAAGCACACGAAGUGUUUCGAGAUACUUUGUUUGAGGGGCACAAAGUCACACCAGUGCGACAGUUUGAAGCGGCAGACUACGAGGCCCUGUUGAAACGGCAGUCAUUUUGCUCCGUUAAGUACCACGAGAAAGAGGUAGCAAAGUUUUCUGUGUGGGCUGUCAAAGCUGUGUUUGUCCAGUUUGCGUCGCUACAGAUCACAAAGGCCAUGAUGUUGUUCUGCUUGAAAAUGCAGCGGAUGAUGAGAAAGCAAACAUCAUCGUUCGAGCCAAGCGAGUGA